UUUACUAAUAGAUACUUUGGUCAGACAUUAAGCUCGUUGUGUUAAUAUACUGGAAGACGAUUUUUAUCAAUAGUUUUUUUCUUUCGUGGUAAGCUUUAGAUAAAGUUCCUGAUACAGAAUCAAAUCCAGAAGUCGACAAUAAAGACCAUUAAAAUCAAUACUAUUAAGUCUUUUACCUGAUUAUUUCACAACCAAUAACAAUAAAACAUCAUGGAACAAGUUAGAUUUAAUGCAAAAUUUAGUCUAGAGAAAGGACAAAGACAUUGUCAUAUCGACCAAAUAACCACAGAUAUAAUCAAGACGUCGGUAUAUUGAUGGCGGGGCGCCUCAUAAAACAUUGUAAAUAAAAUAUCCGGCUGGCAUCAUGGGCUAAUCUCACUAUCUAUGAAUUUGUUUCUUGGCUCUUGAAAAACAACUUUAUUGAGUUUCCCUAGAUAUUACUGAUUUAUGGCAGAAGAUGAGUCGAUAGUCUACGAUUAGACGUUACAGGGAAAAAGAAGGAAAAGCAUUUUGGAUGUUAAGGCGUCACGAAUCACACCCAUGAAUGGAUAAAAUAUGAUUUUUAAAUUAUUAGUUUGGAUCUAUAUUGCUGGAAUUGCUGUUGUGUCGGCAGUAGGACAUUUAGGACCUGAAGGAUGUGAGAGGGGUUGGCAACACUUCAAAGAUUACUGUUACCUAGCUGUGGACGCGCACAUACACUUUGAUUCCGCCAAAGCUAUAUGUUUGAUUAAAGAGGCAACACUGACGUCUUUGUGGAGACAUGAUGAGAUAAAGUUUGUUACUAAUUUGCUGAUCAAUUUAAAUGCCAUCAAACCUUAUACCAGUACAUGGAUCGGCACUGGAGUUAUACGAAAUAGGUGGGUGUGGUUGGAUGGAUCAGGUAGUCUCGAUAACUUAUUCAAAGGUACUAAAUUGCCAGAAGCGUCCAAAGAAGUUUGUGGAUAUUUGACGUCAGAGGGUUCCCUUGAAUUUAUUGAUUGCGAUGUAACAGCACCAGUGUUCAUCUGCAAGAAACCUCUUGACAAGAUCUACGUACCGAGUACGUUCAACAUUUCAAAAGAUGGUAUUGUUCUUCCUGAGCACGAUCCUGAUGAUAUUAUUUACGAGCGUCUUUGGCCACCAUUUUCAGAUCGAAUCAUACUUAAUAUGACAUCGCCUAAUUAUAUAGCGACAGUAGAAAUUGCGCACGAAACCGACUGCGCAUACCGUUGUUAUACAGUUGAUGAAUGUCGAGCAUUUGCAGUCGCGUGUAAAUCGGCAAGAAAAUGCAGCAUGCGUUUUUGCAGGCUCUUGUCAGGUCUAGAUGUCAGGUGAUUCCGUGUCAAAAUGUCAAACGAAAUAUCCGUCCAUAUUAAAUGGGACUGAGAAAAGGGUAAACUUUUGUUCUUGGAAGAAAAAUACACAUUUUAAAAGGAAAUAUUUGAAUAAAGCCAGAUUUGAAAAUAAAAUUUCGCUUAUGCACUGUAUGGCUGUCGUAAAAAUGUCUCCCAGCGCCACUCAAAGUCAAAUUUUAUUAUUAAUGUUUAUCCCUUACGAGUCUGACACAACGAGGAUCACGGUUAUACCCGACAUCAGCAUUACUUUUAGAGGUGCUUGUGGCUGUAACCCAAAUGGUGCAGAGGUCAGAUUUAUUGUUGCUAGGCAAUCUUGCUAAUACGUGUUCGAUUAUUGGUUACAACUAGGAUAAAGAAAAAUAUAUUUCUACAUAUUACAAGCAACAGAGGGGAAAACGAACAUUCAAUUGACGAUCUAAAUGUGAACAGAAAAAUGAAACAAUUGUCCGUCCAAAGCAAUUUUUGAUGUUGGUGAUACAUUAGUUAAAAACCGAAUGGAAAACACUAGAAAAUUCGGAUUAGAUACAGAGAAUGACUCAAAUAAAAUCCCUAACAUUUUGCUCAAAGGGAACCAAUAAGAAAACCGUGUAUAUUGUCUGAACAAUACAAAAAACUGUGAGGAAGAACAAGUAAAAAUCUUAUGCGAGAUAUUCCCACGUUACUUCAGUCUUUGAAUCAGGGGAACUCGUUGCGUGUGAAGAUCCUGCGUGGAAUGACUCCGAUAUCCAGAUGCUGCCUGACCUUGUGAUCCGGGUGCUGAAUGCACUCCUGAUUCAUCUACAACCUGGCUUUGUAAUCCUCAUGAGAAUUUUACUCUUGAUUCCGCCCAUGGCCGAUUAUUGGAUGAAGUCAGUGGUAACCAGAUGAAGACGUCGAAAAGACUCAUGUAGCUGUCUUGCGAGCUAAGCUUUGGCUGAUCUUGGACGAGACCCAGUUGUUGUUCAGAUUCGUCGAUUUCAUCAUCGUCUUCAAUAACAAUUGCUUUACUACCA
This is a messenger RNA of Mercenaria mercenaria, 2326 nucleotides long. RefSeq names its product lactose-binding lectin l-2-like. Lineage: Eukaryota; Metazoa; Mollusca; Bivalvia; Venerida; Veneridae. The transcript is spliced from 5 exons. The record is from RefSeq and is a predicted model, not a curated record. Bases 556 to 1314 code for a protein of 252 amino acids.